AACAUCAACACCACGGUUUACAUCGCGAACACCUGCUCUGUCUACCACACCUGAGAACCCUCGAACGGCCACUAAACUCCAAGCACUAUUUAUUCUUCCCACGACCCUGCCCCCCACCUAAUCCACCAAAAAUGCUCCUCGACGAAGAACCCGCCGCCCUCAUCGCCCAAUGCACCAAGAACUUCAAAUUCGACGGCGACCGCGACUCCCUCCUCCGCAUCUCCGACUCCCUCUCCACCCUCUCCCAGUUCCGCACCCACCACCUCAACGACCUGCACGCGACCCUGCAGAAGCUCUCGCGCACCCACCAGACCCUCGUCAGCCAGCACAAUCACACCCUGUCCCAGCAUAACCCCACGACGCACGCGCAGGAGAUACUGCGCCUGGAUACCGAGAAGUUCAAGAUCGCAAAGCAGGCCAGUGACUUGGAGAUUGAGGGGGAGAGGCUGCAGAGCGAGUUGGCGAGGUUGGGAGGUGUGCUCGCCGAGUUGGAGGAGGAGGGUGUCGAGGGAGGUGAGAGGGAGAAGGCGCCCGAUGAGGACGCGACGGUACUCAAGUUGAAGGUCUACAGGACCCUAGGCAUCGAUGUCGAAGCCGAUCCUACAACAGGCCUGUACAAUAAAGCCGUCAUCCGCAACGCCGCCAAGGGGGACGUUCACGUGGUCAACAUCGACCCCAAAUUUUCAAGGCAUUUCUACACAAACUACUUUUGGAGGACACUGUAGAUUGGCCGUUUUGUCUACUGUGUAUUGGGCUGGGGUGGGAUUCUUUCAAAUGGCAUGCUCUGUAUUUUGGCGUUUUUAUGGGAUCAGCACUAUCGGACGAUACCUCCUGGCGUUAUCGGGUUCUUUAUUCACGCAUAUCGCUAUCUUGCAAGUGUAGUUAAGCUUCAUUUUUACCGCUACCGAUGCUUAGGGCCUCGCGCCGCGAACAGCAAUCUGUGUGCUACCUUCG
Westerdykella ornata is the source of this 954-nucleotide messenger RNA. RefSeq names its product kinetochore protein-like protein spc24. The coding region runs from base 132 to 725 and encodes 197 amino acids. NCBI's taxonomy places the organism in Eukaryota, Fungi, Ascomycota, Dothideomycetes, Pleosporales, Sporormiaceae. The record is from RefSeq and is a predicted model, not a curated record. The transcript is spliced from 2 exons.